CCCCGCCCACACGGCCGGGGAGAGGAAAAAGAGAGCCGUGCCCAGCUGCUGUUCGUGCCAGCCCCGCCGCUUCAGCCCGGGCUCCCCCAAGAUAAUGCGCCGGGCGACAUGAGCCGACAGCAAGCCGAGCACGGAGUGGUCCUGACUGGCUACUUCAGCAGCAGCGAGGCCCGGCCGGCGGCGGGCGUGAGCGCCGCAGAUGAGGCGGAGAGCCCGGUACCGAGCCACAAGACCUGCCAGUACCUGCAGAGUCGCGCCAAACACGCACGGGGCAAGUCGCCAUGCAGCCACUGCGGCUCCCAGGACUCCCUGGAUGAGCUGUCCCUGGACGACUACUGGAAGGAGGUGGAGAAUAUCCACCAGAGCGGUGCCGGAGAUGCAGAGCAUCAGGAGGAGGUGCAGCUGAAGGUGACUGAUGAGGGUGAACGGGAGGAGGCGUGGCUUGCCGAGGUCGGCCUGGCCACCCUCAUCGACGGGUCGGCCUCGGACCCGGAGGACACCUUUGCGCUGCUGUCCACGCUGACGCGAACACAGGCGGCUGCGGUGGAGAAGAGGGUGGAGACCCUCAAACAGACACUGAGGAAGAAGAACAAACAGCAUCAAAUUCCUGAUGUGCGGGACAUUUUCAAGCCCCCAGUGGCCCAGGCGGCAAAGCUCGAAGUCGAAGUUCUGCCUGCAAGGAGAACUGAGAACGUUGAGGGGGAAGUCGGCUCUAGCGGUCCAGUGGGCAGUAUCUGUGAAAACGGGGCGGGGGCCCCGGGGGCCUCGGGCGCAGUCACGCCGGACUCGGAGAUCAACGUGGAGAUCUCAUUUUCGGAACAAGCCCUCCUCUACAGGGAAGGAUCAAAGGGCACGGAGGCCAGAGCCAGGAGUGACGUAGACGACAAGUUACCAAAUUUUAAAGUGUCCAGAGAUAGGACUGGUAUGACUAAGGUGGGCGACCUGGCCGACCAGGACAUGAAGAAAGUCCACAGGCUGGCUCUGAUCGAAAUGACGGCGCUGUUCGACACGGCAGGAAUCGACCUAAAGCCUCAGAAGGCCCUCAAACUUAAAGUCAAAGAAUCCGGGUUGUUUGGGGUUCCUCUGCCCACCCUGCUGGAGCAGGACCAGAAACGACUACCGGGAACCAAGGUGCCCUUGAUCCUGCAAAGGUUAAUUUCUCACAUUGAGAGUGAAGGCUUGGCCACCGAGGGGCUUCUGCGCAUCCCAGGUGUGGCUACGAGGGUCAAGGCGGUGUGCUUGGAGCUGGAGGCGAAGUUCUACGAUGGUCUGUUUGCCUGGGAGACCCUGAAGCAGCACGACGCAGCCAGUGUCCUGAAGCUGUUCAUCCGGGAGCUACCAUACCCGCUGCUGAGCGUGGAGUAUCUCAACGCCUUCACCUCCGUGCUCAAGCUUCCCACCAAGAAACAGCAGCUACAAACUCUCAAUCUCCUGGUUCUGCUCCUCCCGACCUCGAGCCGCAGCACUCUGAAGGCACUUCUGGAGUUUUUCCGAAGAGUAAUGGAUCACAAGGAGCAGAACAAGAUGACCCUGAACAACAUCGCCGUGGUGAUGGCCCCCAACAUCUUCAUGUUCAAGGGCUUCCGCAGCAAGGUCAGCGAGCAGCAGGAGUUCAGCAUGGCGACGGGGAUGGCUCACAUUGUCCGCCUGCUCAUCCGGUACCAGGAUCUGCUCUGGACGAUUCCUAAAUUCAUCAUGAAUCAAGUGAGGAAACAGAACAUGGAAAACCAGAAGAAGAUGAGCAAGGACAGAGCCAUGAAGAAACUCCUGAAGAAGAUGGCGUACGACCGUGAGAAGUCUGAGAAGCUGGAGAAGAACGCAGCGGAGGAGUGUGCUCAGGGUUUAAUCCGUAUUCAAGCCCCACAGUUCUCAAAGAUCUCCAUGGCCGUCCAGCUAACGGACGAGCUGCGGGUGGCCGACAUCGUUGCCCGAUUCGUGAAGCAGGAAAGUGCCUUGCUGGGAAAGAAGGAAGAUUUUUGCCUUUAUGAAGUUGGAGGCAAUAUCAAUGAGCGCUGCUUGGACGAAGAGGCCUACAUGAAGAAUGUGAUAGAGCUGAACCCCAGUGCGGAGUGGGUUAUAAAGCCGGUGCCUCACUAAGACGUGCAGGCCUGUACCCCCAUCGCCACCUGCAGUGCUCUGCUCUGCCCCUGCACCAAUAUACCCGACAUGCUCAUUCCAGAACCGAACCCUACACUCAUAACUGUCAUCCCAUCCCGUGGUUCCCCUGCCCGAGCCGGGCUCUACAAACCACCUCUGGGUGUGCAGCCAGUGUGGAAUAGGUUACGGUGUGACAUUUAAGUGCUUUUAUAGAGAAUACACCUCUAUGGAUGCUUACAUCAUGCUCGGAAACAUGGCUCAUCAAAGUGGGCCAGAAUCCUCGUAACGUAAUUUUUAUGCUGAUCAGUUGGCUAAUUCUGUUUUUAAGUUUAUUUAUUUUAAUUAAUAGAUAUUUAUUUAACAACCCAGAAAAUACUGACCUAUCAUUCAAUUCCUGAUAUUUGUUGCAUAUGUAAUCAUUAGCUAAUUUUAACAUGAAUAAUACUGGUCUUAGUGAAAUUUUUUAUUUACACUAAUUAGGUAAUUAAUGUACUGGCCCUCCAGUCAGCUGACAUAGCUUAUGAUCAGGUGUUCUGUUAAUUAUGUAGCACAGCAUAGCAUUGUCCAGUAUCUCAAGGCUUUUAAAACUAUUUAGUUACUGUUUUUUUUAACAUCCAACAGAUAUUUUUUGAGGACCUGUUUGAGUCCCUUGCAAUCGCUAACGUUUUAUAUUUUCUCAACACCAAGUGCAGGUUCGUUGGGUUAUAAUUCUUUUGUGAUUAAUGCCUUAAAGAUUAAUUUUGCAUAUUUGUCAACAAAACUGUACUUCAGAAGCACUAAAUGCCAAAUUGUGUGUGAAGCUUAAAGGGGUGAUAUUUGACAGAGGUGACGCAUAUCUCGCUGUCCAUCGCUGUGGGCUGAGGGGUAUCCAUGGCAUCGAGGCAGCCCUCACUGCAUCGUCCUUAAUAGCGCAGAGUUUUAUCCUGCGGCCACUAGAGGGCGUCUGUGAGGUUUCUUUACAGUCAUAGGAAUGUUUUUAGCCUUAUUUUACAGGUAAAUUGACUGAUCUGGUGUUUAAUGAUGACAUGCCGGUCAGACUAAACCCUGAUGUAUAGGUUUAGAAGAUUUUUUUCCCCCCCCAAGGGACAGAUCUGUAAAUAGACUUGGUAUCACUUGUCCCAUGUCAUAAAGCUCAGGAAGACGGAACCACUAAAGCCUAGUUCAUACUUCCCUUUUCCACAUGCUGCUAUGGCCUGUACACAAACAUUUGUCAACACACUGCAUUUGCCUGCAGACGAUCAAAGUUGGCACCAGCAUGCUGCAGAGAUCCCACCAGACCAGCAGAGGGAAAAAUGGAUGAAUCCUGGUCUGAAUGAAUUCUCUUUUUUGCCAAGCGUCAGGCGAUAUUUUUAUGCGAGUUCGUUCCCCAGAAUGCGUAUGCGUAGUGCAGAUGUGUAUUUGUAUGAGUAGCCCUGCACCUCCUCGCACAGCUCUUCUCCUCUCUUUCUUUGCUGUUCUCUGCUCUGUGAGAGUUAGUGCUGCCACCUCCUGGAAACGCCUAGUGAUGUUCAUUGCACAUGAGCAGUUGAUGCACAAGUAGUCCUCGGCACCCACAAUCUGGGCUAUUACGACAUUUACAUCACUCACCCUGUGUAUACACCGUCACUGUGUGGAAAAGUGAGGUAUGAUGUAGACUUAGACCUCUGCUAAAAGUCACAUCCCACAAUUCCGUUGGGCAGCAAACUUAAAUACUACUGUAUGAUCUAAAUUUGAAAGUUAUGGAAUGCCAGAGAUUUAUGGUUCCUGUAGACGAUGUAAAUUGAGUGGAGUGAUUUAUUUACUGUGAAUACCUGUUGAAGGGUCCUUUGAACUCGGAGCUAACCACUAAGCCUUUUUAUGUAAAUAAAUGAAUAAUUAAUGCUU
Molecule: messenger RNA, 3960 nt
Organism: Brienomyrus brachyistius
Lineage: Eukaryota; Metazoa; Chordata; Actinopteri; Osteoglossiformes; Mormyridae
Gene: arhgap18
Product: Rho GTPase activating protein 18
Exons: 15
Coding region: 109-2097 (662 amino acids)
Biological process (GO): regulation of small GTPase mediated signal transduction; regulation of actin filament polymerization; signal transduction
Cellular component (GO): cytoplasm
Molecular function (GO): GTPase activator activity
Source: RefSeq, a predicted model, not a curated record